AAAAGCUGUCAUGGCACAGGGGUGGUGACAGUGACAGUUGUGCUAUGCACACACCCCCCUGGGUGCCCUCCCCACUGAAGAAGCUCCAACGAUCUUGCAUAUUAAUUAUUAAUCAGCUUGGUUGAUCCGGGCACCUUCUGUUGAGUGGAGCACAGGCUGUAAUAGGUGGAUGUGAGGAGCUGGGCCGGCCCACUCUCCCCGGAGGAAGUCAGCUGCUCCAUCUUUUUUGAUGCUGUACUGUAAAUUUCCUUCACCUCGGAGAGUAAACAGAUACAUUGCAAGGCUGGAGUUCUGGAGACCCCCACCCUACGUGAGCCCGGGCUGCCCAUGAGCUUGGUCAAUAAAGGAAUGAGCCCCCAGCCUGCAGAACUGCUCAGAGGAAGGGCAAGGAGGCUUUAAGGGGGAGCCACAAAAACAUCCUAAUAUCAGAGAGAGGACUGGUCUCCAUCGCAGCCCUGUAAGCAUGCACAGCCUCUGACUGCUCCCCAUGAUGUCAUUGUGAAGAAGAAAAUGAGUUCCGAGGUGAACUGCUGAGCCAAAGGUGGACCCGUGGCGAGAAAAUUAACAGCUGUCACACAAAGCAAAGAUUAACCAGCAGAAACUGCAAGAUGAAUGUAGAAAAUGACGACAAAAGGGCGCGCACACGAUCCAAAAUCCGAGGUAUCCCAGUCGAGCUUAUCGGACAAGAAGUGAGCUGUCCCACCCCAGGCUGUAUUGGCUCAGGACACAUCAGUGGAAAGUAUGCAAGACAUAGAAGUUUACUGAACUGCCCCUUGGCCCGUAAACGCAAGGUGCAAGAUACAGAUACGGAACAGCCAGCAUCAAAGAGGAAGUCGCACCCUCUCAAACUGGCCUUAGACGAGGGCUACAAUAUGGAUAGUGAUGGUAGCGAAGACACAGAGUUGAAAGAUGAGGAGUCUGGCACUGAAGACUCUGAAGAAACCUUGGUGGAGACCGAAGAGGAAUCUGAGAACCCUGAUCUUAAAGAGUCUUCAAGCCCAGAGCCCAGAGAAGCUGAAAGCUCUCCUAAUAAAACAACCUAUGAAGAACUUCCAACAAGUGACGAGACUCCCACAAAAGCCACUUACAGCAGUUAUCAAGAAAUCAUUGCCAAUUCUCUUUUAAAUUUGGGCCAAAUAGCAAAAGAAACAUUGGUCUCAGAGGGACAUUUGCCAGAAAGUGAACUGGAGACUCCCAAACCAAGCUCUGGGGUUGUGCAAAUAGUCCAACCAGAAGUAGAGGAAGCAGCAGUGGAAGAGGUGUGUGACAAGGAGAUCAUCAUACAGACAGAAGAUGCUGAGGAAGUAAUUGAGGUCACCAGCGAGCCCAGUAGUGAGUCAUGUCUUGAACCCAGAGAUGACAUACACUGUGAGGAGGCUUGCAAGAAGAACAUGGAGGAUGAAGAUGAUGACGAAGAUGAUGAUGAUGAUGAUGAUGUUGAUGAGGAUGAUGAAGACGAUGAUGAUCUGGAUGAUGAUGAGGAAGCAGAAGAACACUCCUCUGAAAUGAUGAGGCACAAUGCCCCCCAUGCUUCUCAGGACUCCCCUAAAAUCCACUGUGAAGGACAAUUUAGCCCCAAACCUGAAUAUUCUGUCAUUGUGGAGGUCAGGUCAGAUGAUGAUAAAGAUGAUGAUAAUCAUUCUCAAAAAUCAGCUGUAACAGAUGAAUCUGAAAUGUAUGACAUGAUGACACGGGGCAACCUUGGGCUUUUAGAACAAGCGAUAGCUCUGAAGGCUGAACAGGUGAAAGUUGUUCGGGAACAAAGCAGGACGACAACAGACAACAUCAAAAAUUACCAAACUGAAGAGAAGCAAAAUCGGUCAAUAGACACAAUGAGAAAAAGCUUUUACGAUGCAGCAAGACCUGAAAAAAGAGAGAUCAAAUGUCCAACCCCUGGCUGUGAUGGUACCGGACAUGUAACUGGACUUUAUCCUCAUCACAGGAGCCUCUCAGGAUGCCCACACAAGGACAGGAUCCCUCCAGAGAUUCUGGCCAUGCACGAGAAUGUACUCAAGUGUCCAACCCCCGGCUGCACAGGACAGGGCCAUGUUAACAGCAAUAGGAACACACACAGGAGUUUAUCUGGAUGCCCCAUUGCUGCAGCUGAAAAAUUGGCCAGAUCCCACGAGAAACAGCAACAGCCUGGAGAUCUCACCAAAAAUAAUACAAACUCAGACAGGAUACUCAGGCCCAUGUGCUUCGUGAAGCAGCUGGAGAUUCCGCAGUAUGGCAGCUAUAGGCCCAACAUGGUUCCUGCAACGCCACGAGCCAACUUAGCCAAGGAGCUGGAGAAAUACUCCAAGGUUACAUUUGAUUAUGCAAGUUUUGAUGCUCAGGUUUUCGGCAAACGCUUGCUUGCCCCAAAGAUUCAGACAAGCGAAACCUCACCCAAAGCCUUUAAAUCUAAACCAUUUCCAAAGGCCUCAUCUCCUAAUCACAGCCCAUCCAGCAGUUAUGUUAAAAGCACUUCCUCUUCCUCCUCUGGUUUUGAUUACACCCAUGACGCAGAGGCUGCCCACAUGGCAGCAACGGCCAUCUUGAAUCUUUCCACGCGAUGCUGGGAGAUGCCGGAGAAUCUCAGUACAAAGCAGCAGGACCUGCCAAGUAAAUCUAUGGACAUUGAAGUAGAUGAAAAUGGCACUUUGGACUUGAGUAUGAACAAGCAUCGUAAAAGGGAGAACACGUUUCCUAGCAGCAGCAGUUGCAGCAGUAGUCCUAGCGUGAAGUCUCCAGACCAGUCCCAACGCCAAAACUGCACCAGUGCCACAAGUAGCACUAUGACCUCACCCCAGUCCAGCCAAACUUCUCGGCAAGAUGAUUGGGAUGGGCCUAUUGACUAUACCAAACCAAAUCGCCAACGUGAAGAGGAGCCUGAAGAAUCUGAACCUGCUGGAGCUUCGUUUGCUUCAUCAGAAGCUGACGACCAAGAGAUGCAAGAAGAGAACUUUGAAGACCGUAAAUACCCCGGAGACGUGACGCUCAGCAAUUUCAAACUGAAAUUUCUCUCCAAGGACAGCAAGAAAGAGCUGCUGACAUAUUUUGCUGCACAACGGGAUAUUCGGCCAAUACGUGAUGGGGGGUGCGCAAGUCCAAAAGGGGGCGAUGGAGGAAAAAAAGCAGGAACCCUCCUGAAUGACUGCCCAACGCCAGGAUGUGAUGGAAGCGGACACAUUACUGGAAAUUAUGCCUCUCACCGCAGUCUUUCUGGUUGCCCUCUUGCUGACAAGAGUCUCAGAAACCUCAUGGCUGCACACUCUGCUGAUCUCAAGUGCCCUACCCCAGGAUGCGAUGGCUCCGGACACAUUACAGGGAAUUAUGCGUCUCAUCGGAGCUUGUCAGGCUGUCCUCGUGCCAAGAAAAGCGGAAUGAAAGUUACACCCACUAAGGAUGACAAGGACGACCCGGAGCUAAUGAAGUGCCCAGUUCCAGGCUGCGAUGGACUUGGACACAUAAGUGGUAAAUACGCAUCUCACCGCAGUGCGUCCGGCUGUCCUCUGGCUGCUCGGAGACAAAAAGAAGGCACUUUGAAUGGAUCUGCAUUCUCCUGGAAAUCUCUGAAAAAUGAAGGUCCAACAUGCCCAACCCCAGGCUGUGAUGGAUCGGGUCAUGCCAACGGAAGCUUCUUAACUCACAGGAGUCUGUCAGGUUGUCCACGGGCCUCUUUUGCUGGUAAAAAGGGAAAACUCUCAGGGGAUGAGCUUCUUGGAACAAAAUUUAAGACCAGUGAUGUGUUAGAAAAUGAUGAGGAAAUCAAACAGCUCAAUAAGGAAAUCAAUGAGCUCACAGAAUCCAACUCAGAGAUGGAGGCAGACAUGGUGAACCUACAAUCUCAGAUAACAACAAUGGAGAAGAACCUAAAGAACAUUGAAGAGGAGAAUAAGGUCAUAGAAGAACAGAAUGAGGCUCUGUUUGUAGAACUCUCUGGGCUAAGCCAAGCACUCAUACGAAGUCUUACCAAUAUCCGCCUUCCACACAUGGAACCAAUCAGUGAACAGAAUUUUGAUGCCUAUGUGACUACCCUGACUGAUAUGUACAGUAACCAAGAGUGUUACCAAAACCCAGAGAACAAAGCUUUGCUAGAAAGUAUCAAACAGGCAGUCAAAGGUAUCCAGGUGUAAAGAAGGGGUAUGAGGACACUCCCAUCUAGUAUUCAGGUUCACAAGCCUUGUGCUCUGUGCAUUGAAUCACAAACUUUAUGGACCAAAAUGAAUUGAGUAAAUAUAGCCCAAAAAAUAGCUGGACAAAGACUGAACAUACAAAUGUAUAUGGAAGCCAGACAGGAAGUUUGGAUGCAUCCAAAAAUAAAGAGGUUUUACCUACCUGUAAUUGGCAGCAGAAAAUGACUGUGAAUUGACCCAAGUUGUCCAACUAUGCUCUGUAAAGACACAAAGGAAUCAAUUCUCUGCAGCAUAUCCCUGAGGUUUGUACAUGGACCAAACUAAACCAGAAGCCAAAAUGGAAGCUUUAUCUCUGCUGACUCUCUGUCUGGGCCAUUUCACUCCUUGUGUCUUUUAAAAAUCACCUGGCGGGGGAAGACAAAAGACAAGUAUUAUGAAAAGAGCCGUAACUAUUUUUAUUUUCUUCUUUUGUUUUUCACAAGAAACAUUCAAAGAGCAGUUCUUUAAUUCCAACAGAAGCGCAAAGGAUUAAAGGAUCUCAGGGAAAGCUUUUGGAGUUACCAACUGCAUAGUCCAAAUUUUUUUUUUUUUUUUGUGUCUUAACCCUAGUGUAAGCAGUUGAAGGUCAGAAACUUGCUGUAAAACGCGUAAAAAAUUUGCUAUGAAAGUGGUUGCUGACCACUCUGGCAGUAAAUGUGAGAUGGCCAGCUUGUGUCAUGUUACAGUGUCUAGAAUUUUUUGCAAUUGUGUUAUGUCUUCGUCCCUGGUGUGCUGCAGUGCAAGAAAUGUAAAGCAGAAAGAUUUAUACGCCCUUCAGGAAUGGUGGUGUGCCUUCUUGGGUUGGCAAUUGGCCGAUCCUAUCCAAAAUUUGGCAUGACCAUGAUUCGUGACCACCUUCAAUGUGAGGCUGUAUACUUUUAACUGCAAUUGACAUGCUGAAGUCUCACGUGCUGAAAUAUACAUUUAUUUUUGGGAACAUUUUUAUUGUGAACACAGGGAAUAUUUUAUGUAUUUAUUAAUUUAUCAAUUGAAAAAAAAAAAAAAACAAUACAGACUAUUUUUUAAAGUCCCAUAGUAGAGUUAUAAUCCAAGCAUAAAAAGCCCCAACACAAAAAAAAUAUACAAAGCAGAUAUAUUCAGGCACCCUACGUCAUGACAUAGAUCAAAGUUAUGACAUUAUGUUAUUAGUUAUGGUGGAUCAAAGUUCUGAACUGGACUCAAUCAUUUUUAACAUAGAAUUUUUUAAAUUUAUUUAUUAAUUAAUUUAUAUAUUUGUGCUUCAGAAAUCAAUAAACAAGACCACGAUAUAGGCAGAAAACGUACCUAUUUUCCCAGAUUGCACUAUCCCAAACCACAAAGUUUCAAAGUAUCAUUGUGGAAUAAUAAGUUCAAUGCUUUUGACCAUAUGUCUUACCCUUUUUUAUCAUUUCUGGAAUUUUUCUGAGUAAUCGGUUGCUUGACAUAAAGCACUAAAAGGGUUCGGAAUACUAUUCAAUUUCUCAUUGUGCACUUUAAGACCUUUGUGGAUUCCAAUAGCCUUUAAAAGAAAUCAACUUGUGCACUGAGGCUUUCCGUGGAAAUUCUGUACGUAAUUGAUUUUAGAGCAGAAUACUAGCAGGGAAUACUUUAAAUACAUAGCACUGGGUGCAUAGGACUUAAAUUCUAGAAAAACCCUUUCUGGAUUACAUGGUGUUAAAGAUUAGAUGUAUUGUGGAAAUUCAUACCACAGCCCUGCUUUUGUAAAUAAACCCUAUCCUGUUUGAGAAUGCAAACUAGUUUAGUACAUUACCUGUAGAACAGCUGCACUUCCACGGAAACACUAUAGAUAUAGGUUUAAUUAUUAUGUAAAUUAUUUAAUUUUGGCAAGUUCUGUUGUAAUUUAUUCAUUCAUUCAUGUUAACAUUUGAUAUUUAUUUAAAGUUUCUGUUAAUUUAUUAUUAUUAUUGUUUUUUCUUUUGUAACUGGACACCACAUGGUAAUAAGGGGAAAGAGCAAAAAAAAUAAAAAUAAAAAGGAAAAAAAAUAGAAAAAUGUGAAAAAUAAAAACUUUUGAAAAAUUAUAUUCCAUGGGAAAAUAAUAAGAAAUAAAAUCGCUAUCUACAGCUACUAGUUUUGAUGAAACUUAGUUAUUUUUUAUAUAUUUUGUUAUUUAUUCUUUUAAACAAUGGGAAUUUUUUAAAAAAUAUUUUAUAAACAGGAGUUUUGAUAUUUUUGUUUAUUUUAAUUUUAUUGGGCAAAGGGGUAAAAAAAAGAUUUUUUUUGUUUUGUUGUAAUUGCUUUUUUUAAUUUAUGUAACCCCUUUUGUGCUCGGGAAGACUUCAUCGAUUAGUUGCUUGCAGUCUUCUCUACCACAAAAGGCCACAAUAUUGCAGGCACUGAUGACAGUAUAUAAAAUGCUGUAUUUAUUUAUUAAGUAAAAAAAUAAGAAAAUGAACAUGUGAACUUGUUGUAUAUUUAUUUUGUCAUGUUUGUGAGUCUGUUAUGUGAUUGUUUAUGUGAAGAAAUUCCUGUUAAUAUUUAAAGUAAAAUAACAAAAAAUAAUAUUAAUAAUAAUAAGAAUAAUAAGAAUAAUAAAAGGUUGCAUUGAAGGCUGAUGCAGACUAGCUGUUGUUCUGUGAUAAUCUUUCAAAUACUGUGAAUCCGGCCUCAGGGAACUUUCAAAAACCAACCUGACUUCACUUCACAAAUAAAACUCACGUUCUACUUGUGGA
Molecule: messenger RNA, 6829 nt
Organism: Hyla sarda
Lineage: Eukaryota; Metazoa; Chordata; Amphibia; Anura; Hylidae
Gene: MYT1
Product: myelin transcription factor 1
Exons: 24
Coding region: 609-4118 (1169 amino acids)
Biological process (GO): regulation of transcription by RNA polymerase II
Cellular component (GO): nucleus
Molecular function (GO): zinc ion binding; RNA polymerase II cis-regulatory region sequence-specific DNA binding; DNA-binding transcription factor activity, RNA polymerase II-specific
Source: RefSeq, a predicted model, not a curated record